UCUAUUUCUUACUAUCUUUCCAACAAUCUCAUCUUUUUUUGUUUCUUUUCUACAAUUGAUAUUCGAAUUCUUCUUAAUGGUAUUUCAAUUAAAAGGCCAUUUGCUUAUCAGAAGUUAAGAUUUUUGUGCAGUCACAACAUCACUUCCUAGGGUGUAUGUAUCGUUGGAUGAUUUAUUGCAAGUUUCUGUCACCUGAGCCGUGCAGAAAUUUAUUAUUAUAGUGGUGAACUAGUACUAUGCAUAUGGUUUAAGUUUUUAUUGAUAGGUUGUGAUCAUAAUUAUCACAGGAGAAAUUCAUGGUUUUACUUAUGCUACCCUGCUGAAUGUAUAGCCGUCAUUUAUUUUCUUCUUUUGGUUAGUAUUUUUUUUUCCUUUUGUUCAUGUUAAUUUCUUUCCUUUACAUGUGUGGUGUGAAUUAAUUAGCAUGGCACGUGAUUGUGAAACUAUAGUUACUGCAUGUUUGAGAAUCCUUCUAAAUUUGACCCUAAAUCAAAAAUCAGUAAUGGAAAGAAACUUCUGAAAGUAGCUUCUGCCUGUCAGAAUAGAGUCAGAGGAAAAUGAAGGUGAUCCAAAUAUUUAAGUAGUGUUACCUGCUAUGUCAAGUGGUAAUAUACAAACUAAAGCCAUAGAUGCUGUUCUAUCACCUUGACUAUGGUUUUGUUACCACCUUUUUGCAGAGCUUGAUUAAAGAGAAGCAUAUAAGGCUGCAAUGGUCAAUAGUGACCCUCCUGAACGUAUUGAGGGAAAAUAUGCUGCAAUAGUUGUGUGCUGGCUUCUUGGCAAUGGGUGUCUUUUCGCGUGGAACAGCAUGCUGACCAUAGUAGAUUACUAUACUGACUUGUUUCCGAAGUACCAUCCCUCUAGGGUGCUUACUCUUGUAUACCAGCCAUUCGCAUUCGGAACACUAGCAAUACUUGCUUACAAAGAGGCAAAAAUCAAUACAAGGAUAAGGAACCUAUUUGGAUUUACUCUCUUUUUCAUAGGCACUCUGUCAGUGUUAAUUUUGGAUUUGGCAACAUCUGGUAAAGGAGGGUUUGGGACUUUCAUUGGCAUAUGCAUAAUCAGUGCUGCAUUUGGAAUAGCAGAUGCUUAUGCUCAAGGGGGAAUGGUGGGAGAUUUGUGCUACAUGCUUCCAGAAUUCAUUCAGUCUUUCCUUGCUGGUGCUGCAGCUUCAGGAGCCUUAACUUCUGUUUUAAGGUUAAUCACAAAAGCAGCAUUUGAGAAUUCCAAGGGUGGACUCCGCAAAGGAGCCAUUAUGUUCUUUGUCAUAUCAACAUUCUUUGAGCUGCUUUGUGUAAUGCUCUAUGCGUUUGUGUUUCCUAAACUACCAAUUGUGAAGUACUACCGUUCAAAAGCAGCAUCUGAAGGAUCCAAAACUGUCUCAGCCGACCUGGCAGCAGGUGGCAUCCUGACCUCACCUAGAGGAGAUAUAGAAGAUGGAACACAGCUUGAGCGCAAAGGAAAGAUGCAGUUGUUACAGGAAAACUUUGAUUAUGCACUUGAUUUAUUCCUAACACAUGUGCUAACACUGUCUAUAUUCCCUGGAUUCUUAUCAGAAGACACUGGAUCACACAGUUUAGGCACUUGGUAUGCUCUUGUUUUAAUUACUAUGUAUAAUGUGUGUGAUCUGAUAGGAAGAUAUAUUCCACUCUUGAAAACCCUCAAGUUGGAGUCUCGAAAGCUGAUCACAGCAACAACCAUUUGUCGUUUUUUACUUGUACCAGCAUUUUAUUUCACUGCUAAGUAUGGUUCCCAAGGGUGGAUGAUAAUGUUGACAUGUUUCUUGGGGAUAUCCAAUGGUUACCUCACUGUCUGUGUUCUCACUUCUGCUCCCAAAGGUUACAAGGUUGGUCAUGUUAAAGUGUUAAGCAAUCAGAACUUUCUGUUGCUUAAAGCUAUUCAAAUAUUUGGUUCAUUAAUAUUGUUUUUUCCUGUUUUUUUUUUUGCAAAGUUACUUUUGUAGGGACCAGAACAAAAUGCCUUGGGAAACUUGUUGGUAUUGUUUCUUGUUGGUGGUAUUUUGGCAGGGGUAGCACUUGAUUGGUUGUGGUUAAUUGGUAAAGGGUGGUGAGAUGUUAACCGAGCUAAAUGAGAAAUUUAUCUGUUUGAUUUUAUAUUCAACCUAAAUACCUAAUGUAACGCCAAUGAGGCCUCAGACUCUCUUUCAUGUUUGCCUCAUUGUAAUUACAAUUAUGAAUUUCAAAUUUUCAACU
Molecule: messenger RNA, 2213 nt
Organism: Lotus japonicus
Lineage: Eukaryota; Viridiplantae; Streptophyta; Magnoliopsida; Fabales; Fabaceae
Product: equilibrative nucleotide transporter 3-like
Exons: 8
Coding region: 710-1963 (417 amino acids)
Biological process (GO): nucleoside transmembrane transport
Cellular component (GO): plasma membrane
Molecular function (GO): nucleoside transmembrane transporter activity
Source: RefSeq, a predicted model, not a curated record